Molecule: messenger RNA, 825 nt
Organism: Lachancea fermentati
Lineage: Eukaryota; Fungi; Ascomycota; Saccharomycetes; Saccharomycetales; Saccharomycetaceae
Source: the annotation of a GenBank genome assembly
AUGGCAAGCAGCAAAGCAGGUGGCAAGAACGGCGGCCACACGGCCGCCAGGUCUCCCGGGAAGGCCGGCUCACGCGCGCGUGAGCCCGCGCCAGGCCCGGUUUUCAAGGUUAUUAACCACGACAUUACGACGGACGUGAUCGAGCCUCUGGCGCCCGCUGACGCGGGCCGCGACGCUGGCCGCCACGCUGGCAUCGCCAGCGUCGCAAGCGACGCGCGUCACGACCACGACGACGACGGCGACGGCGAGCUGGCGUUUCCCUCGCAUCCGAAACGGUUCCGUGGGCACGCCGUCGCCGCGGCCGAGACGGCCGCGGCCGCAACACACGCGUGCGACGCACUCGAGGAGAUCGAAAAACUGGUGGGCCGCGACGGCGUGCUCGGCACCACCGCCGACUUCUGGCGCGAGGUGGCGUCCGCGUGCGAGGACGUCGACGGCGACGGCGACGAAGACGUCACGAGCGACGGCGCCAGCUCCGAUUUGGCCCCAGCUGCCAUGACGCCCGCCACGUCGCCGCUCGCGUCGCCCCUGGCCGGCGACGAGCCCCGGCUCGAGGAUUUCAUCAGCGACGCGGGCACGACCAGCGCGCCCGCGGCCGCGGCCGCCGCUUUCCAACCGCGAUUCCAGAUCAAAGAGCUGUGUUUCCGCGACGCAGACGGCAAGCUCGCGCUCACGGCGGCCGGGCCCGCCCACGUGCACAAGCCUGCGCAUCUGCGUGCGUCCAAGAGCAGCAAGCGGCUCAUCAAGCGUGCGUUGCGGCGCAAAAGCGGAGUGUGGGAAAUGGUGUGCCCCAGCGUCGCGGUCGCGGAGUUCAUGCUGUUGUGA